AUGGCUGAGGUUGAGAUGUCUUCUAUAGAUGCUAAGGAGGUAGUACAAGUGAGCAAGGCAACCGCCCAGGCGAGGCAAACAACCCAGUUGUUGGGCGAGCCUGUUUUUGACGUGUUGGGGUUACCUGUUCAUGGAGAGGAUAUGUUGGCCGCUCGAAAGAGGGUGCUAAGGGCCAAUAUGGAUGGGCAUAUACUGGACAGCGCUGAUCUGAUCCAUCAGGCGCCAAGGGGCAUUGAUCCAG
Messenger RNA from Ilex paraguariensis (yerba mate), 241 nucleotides. NCBI's taxonomy places the organism in Eukaryota, Viridiplantae, Streptophyta, Magnoliopsida, Aquifoliales, Aquifoliaceae. The record is from the annotation of a GenBank genome assembly.